GCCUCGUUUGGGAAAUAUUGGUCAUCCAAUCAUUUCUACUCGUUGAGUCACAUGACGACAAUAAUAGCUGUCUAGCAAUUAGAGGUUACACGUACAAAGGCUUAACUACGGGAUUACUUUGAAAUAGACCGUAAAUAUUAGUCAAAUUUGUGGAAAACUUAACCAGGUCUUGAAUCAAAAGUUAUAAAACUGGAUAAUUAAUCAAGCAACAAAACUAAGUCAUAUAAAAAAAACUAAAAAAAUACAUUUUCCUAAAAUGGAACAAAACAACCCGAACUUGCCUCCUGUCACAUUCUGUAGGUCAGGAUGUGGUUUUUAUGGUAACGAGUCAUUUGAGGGCAUGUGCUCAAAGUGUUUCCGUGAUCAGCUGAAGCGAAAGCAACAGAGUUCGAGUCCCGUGAGCCCAGCGGGCCGUGCGAGUCCAGGUGCCAGCGCAGGUGAGGACGUUGCUAGUGUGAGCCAGUCCCUGAGUAAAACUAACCUAGGCACCACGUUUCCCGUGCAGGAGACUGGUUCAAGCUCCAGCUCCAACACCUCUGUUGCCAGUGGCAGCACCAUCCCCAGCGUGGAGACGGCCACGCCCACCAUCCCCGUAUCCCCUAGCAACGGGGGCAAGGAGGAGGGCGCAACAGCGAGUGCGGCGCCCAGUGACAAUAGUCCUGAGAGUGGUAAAGAUAAGAAGAAACGCAACAGAUGUAACCUGUGCAAGAAGAAGGUUGGACUCACUGGUUUUGAGUGCCGGUGCGGAGGCAUGUUCUGCAGUUUACAUCGCUACUCCGACAAACAUGACUGCACCUUUAACUACCGCGAACAUGCACAGGAACAGAUUAGAAAAAACAAUCCAGUCAUUGUUGGCGAAAAAAUACAGAAGAUUUAAACAUGCUUGAUUAGUUAAAAUUUUGCCACAAUAAUUUUUGAAUAAUUAUCAGUUAUUUUCUGUAUAUUUUUUUGCUCCUUUUCUUUGUUUUACCAAUAAUAUGAUAACUAGAUAGCAACAUUGGAAUAUAAACUCAAUGUUGUUUUUUUGUUGUUUGUUGGGUUUUUGAGUGAUAUGUUUUCUGUUUUAUAAAAAAUACCAUAACAUUUGUUAUAAAUGCACCCUGAUACAGAAAGUAUACAGUGUAGAUAAUUACCAGAUAAAUGUUUUACUAAGUCUAAGGGAACUGUCUGGUGAAUAAUUUCACUGGGUUAAAAAGACUCUCAUGUAACGUAUAUGCUCUUUCUAAAUUACUUUUCUAAUAAAAACAGACACUUUCAGAAGACUAAUUGGUCAUAAUAGAUUUGGCAAUAUGUGAGAGCAGAAUGCAUUUAUAAUGGACUUUUUGGUAUUAGUAUUUGUCCAUGAAAAAAAGAGUUGAUUUCAAAAGAGGGGCCAUAGCUUUAUGAAAGAGAGAGGCUCUAGUUUUAGGGGACACUCUAGGUCACCACAGGAGGAAAUGUAGACCUGGAAAUGUAGAGUAUUCAAAUAUUGUAAGAGUCUUAGAAAUUUUGCGAAGUCUGUCCAAUGACUUGGGAGUUCGAUUAAAAUACAGUGUGUAGUGUGACCUGACCCAUAUUGGUGUGUAGCCUUCUAUUAGGACACUGUGAUCGAAGUACAGAAGUCAUGAAAAGAUAAUUAAAGAAAGAAUUUUGCCUGUGUAUGUCAUGGCCUCAGAAUAAAUCUUCUACAGUGUAUUUAUAGAUUAAUAAUGGAGAAAACAUUGGUUGGUUUAUUAUUGCUGUCCAAGGGUGAUGUUAUAAUGCAGUGGAGAUUUCGUAAUCAUAUUUUGAGGUGCAGUGAAUUAUUGACACUUGUACAAACAUUGAAUUUAACCUUGAUGUUCACCUAUCCUGCUUCUCAUUGUUUUAUUAACACCUGUAACAGAGUUAUUUGUUAAGUUCUAUACCUGCACUCAUAACUUAUCGUACAGUAAAUUACAUCAUUCAUGGGUUAUCUUACACUAAAUUACAUUAUUCACGGGUUAUCUUACACCAAAUUACAGCAUUCAUGGGUUAUCUCACACUAAAUUACAUCAUUCGUGGGUUAUCUUACACUAAAUUACAUCAUUCAUGGGUUAUCUUACACUAAAUUACAUUAUUCAUAGGUUAUCUUACACUAAAUUACAUUAUUUAUCAUAGAUAUAAUUCCACUGCAAAAAAGUUUAUAUUGUACCAGAAGUGUUUUCACAUACACUUUUUUGAGGUUAUUGUUUGAGCUUUUUUUUUAAAGAUCCCAAACAUUUCUGGUAGAUAUUAUAUAAUCUUAUUUGUUACCCUUGACUGGCAAUUAUUGAUAUUCAACUCACAUCAUGCGAAAAUGGGUCUUAUAUGUUAUAUACUGCCAGCAUAACUCUGAAGAGCCAGCACAUCUGCAAAGGGUAGUCUGUGUCUACACUUGCUGCUAAAGGCAUAUGACCCCUUUUUGCAUGACACAGGUAGUAUGUUUGCAUACUUCUAAGCAAUUUAAUUUUAAACAAUGUGGAUAUAUGAAUUAAAUAAGGACUGUUUACAUGUUUUAAGAAAUAGUUUUUAUAAUUGGGCAUUUCUGUUUAAGCAUUUUAGUUAUAUGUAAAAUGUUGAGGUAACUUUGGCUCUUUCUAUUUUUGAAAAUUUCAUUAAAUGUUCAUAUGGUCAUAUUUCUCAGAAGUGAUUUUCCUAAGUAGAUGAAGUAUUAUGGGUUAAAUGAUCUAUUACAAUGUCUAAUUGUAGGGCUAUUUAAUAUCCGUAUUUCAUAAAUUGUACUUCACAUUGUAAAAAGUACAUGUACAAAUGUUUCAAGCAAUAUACCAAUCUGUUAACACUAGUAAGGGUAUGCAGCACUUGAAAGUGGUUAACUACACCAGCCAAGUUUUGUUUUAUUUUUGGUCUGUUUUAAAGACUAGUAUUUUUAUGAACAUGCACUAAUUAUUGCCAAACAUAAUUAUGUGCACACACAGUCUGUAUUUAUACUCCAUCCACAACACUGACAAUUCUAUUAUCUUGCAAAAGUUUUAUUGUGCUACAUGUUACAACUCUUAAUUGACUACUAUCACUUAAUUAUAGUGUGUAUAGGUGUUGUUUCCACCAAAUGUUAGCUUAAAUGGAAAGUACUUGUACAAUUUUUUGAAUGCUAAGCUAUCACAAGAUCUUUGCUCUCAGAUGGUUUAAUUAGGCUGUCUAUUUAUUUAAACUGAUGAUUGAAACUACAAUUUCUCUUAGUUUAAUCUGAAAAUGAGAUUUUUGGGGAAUUUUAUACUGUGUAAUAGAAACUGCAAUGUUUAUGUUUCUAACGUAUUGUUGAUGUUCAAUGAAUUCCAAAUGUGAAACUUUGUUAUGCUGUAAGGACUGUAUUUCUGCCACAUUUUAUGUAAUGUCUAUCAAAUGGAAUACUUGUCAGGAUUUCCACUGCUUGUCGCGUGCACCAUCUGUUAUAAACUAUGGCAAUAUUUAAUCGAUAGCUUGUUAGCCACUGCUGGCAAAAUUUGGCGAUUGUAGUUUUUAUUGACACUGUUUUAGUAUGGUUGUUGGUUUUGGGUUUUGUAGCUGUGUUGGCUGUGAAUAAAGUAAGCCAUCAGAGCACUAAUCAUCAGUGAUACACUAUAUAAGUAGGUCUCACCCCGACCUCAUCUGUUUUUAGAAGCAGUUGUUCACAGCCCGAGUUUUAGUCUGAAGUAUAUACGCAGUUAUUUCCCUUUAAAGAUUUACAAAUUUCUCUCCCUUAAGAAAUUGAUACACAGUCGCUUCCCUUGUUCUAUGUUCACAGUUACUUCCAUGUUUGCGUUUAGAAAAGGAACUGUAGUUCAAGGUUUAAAGCUGAACAUUAACAAGUGCUUUAUGAACGUUUCAUGUUGAUGAAAUUAUUAUAUAAAUGGAAGUACCUUAAACUUUUUCAAGAUCACUUUAACCCUGUCUAGUUUGUGUUUAGCACCAGUUAUAGAUAUUUUCUGAGCUAAAGAUUUGCCUUCUCUUAAUAAGUGUUUAGCAAAUUUCUUAAAAUGUUCAGAGCUGAAAAUCAGCUGCAAUUACACUUUGUUUUGAGUGUGUGUGUUAUAUUUUAUAAAGCAACAAACAUUGAUGUUUGUAAGUUAGUUGAAAUCACAGAAACAAUACAUUUUGUAGUGAUUUAAUAAGACUUCUUUUCAUUUGUUUUUUUUCCACAUUGUUGAAGAGACUUAGCAGUCAGGUUUGAUUUGGUUGCUUUGAACUUAUGUUCACUUAAGGAUAGGUAGACAGUUUUGUUUUAUAUGUAAUUUAUAGAGGGAUAUAUAUUUUUUAUGUUGUAAACAGAAGUGUGUAUACUAUUGUAAAAAUGCACAUGUUGAAAGCACUAACAGUUUCUGUGAAAUAGUGUUGGCUUUCUCCUUAACACGAGCUAAUAAAAAGGUGUGUAACCCUGUCUUUAUUGAGAGGGGUCUACUAGGCAAUAGAAAUUAUUGUUACAAAAUAUUUGGUUACUGAACCCAUGAAAAAGUCGCUUACAAAGCAGUUUGGUCUGUUUAUAUAUGUUAUUGGGACAUUUUUUUAUGUUUAAAAAAAUCUACAUGCAAUAUGAUUUGCUGAUAUUUAUGUUAAAGGAAAUAUUUGUUUUUGAGUCAUGAAAGAUCUGGUGGAUAAAACUCUGGGCUUUUAUUUAAAAUGCCCUGAUAUGCACACAAUCUUUAUUAAUAUUCCAUAACCUUAAACAGAUGUCUGCAUUUGUAUGCAAACAAGUGAAAGAAAUUCACCAAUAGUGUUAGCACUUUGUUUUGUUGAUUUCAGCGUUUGACUGAUGAUAAAGUCGAACCUGAAUGCAGGUAUUGAUGAGUGUGUGUAUGUGUGUGUAUGGAAUCCCCUUGUGUUAUUUUCGUUGAUAUUUUAUUUGCAAUUCAUUAUAAACAUAUAGUAUAUGCUUUUACUAUAGUCAAGAAUAGUACAUGGGAUAUGAAGCAUAAACAGUGAUAUGGGAGCAGCUUAAAGCCACAGUUUAACGGUAAAUUUUGAGGCAUAUUAAUAGUACAAGCAAAAUGGAUAUUAUUUCGGAAUCAUACGAAGUAAUAUGCAAAAUGUUAACAUUGGACCUUUAAAUUCAAUGUAUACAAAGCAUUGGGCUAUUGGUUGUAUAUAGCGAAAGAAUUAUGUCGAUAUCUCCAAGGUCAAGGUCACACUUUGAGUUCAACGAUCAUUAAUGAGCUUGUCCGGACCAUGACUAUGUCAUUCAUUGUAAGAUUUUAAAAUCAUUUGGCACAUUUGUUCACCAUCAUUGGACGGUGUGUUGCGCGAAAGAAUUACGUCGAUAUCUCUAAGGUCAAGGUCGCACUUAUAGUUCAUAGGUCAAAAAUGGCCAUAAAUGACCUUGUCCGGGCAAUACCUAUGUUGUUCAUUGAUAGAUUUUAAAAUUAUUGGCACAUUUGUUCACCAUCAUUGGACGGUGUGUCGCGCGAAAGAAUUAAGUCGAUAUCUCCAAGGUCAAGGUCACACUUUGAGUUCAAAGGUCAAAAAUGGCCAUAAAUGAGCUUGUUCGGGCCAUAACUAUGUCGUUCAUUGUGAGAUUUAAAAAUGACUCUGUACAUUAAUUUGGUUCACAGUCAUUGGACGGCGUGUCAUGUGAAAGAACUCAAGAGUUCAAAGGUCAGAAUGGCAAAUUGGCUAUAAAUGAUAAUGGAGUAAUAAUUCUUAAAAAUCGCCACAAAUUAGAUUCUCUUGUUUUGUGAAGACAGGAUGAAAAGUAGUCUGUGUCAAUGCGGCAUGUGGGGGUAUACGUCACGUCUGUGACAAGGCUCUUGUUUAUGUAUGGUUUCAGAUUGAACAAAAUAUAUUGCAUAUAAAUGUUUUACAACGUUUUUAUAUGUUUAAUAUUGCUACCUUAGAAGAAAAGGUAUAAAUGAAAGAUUUAAACUUUUAUAACCGGUAUACCGGUACGCUGCACAUGGAGGUUAAUGUAAAAUAAGCUGUAUAUAAACGCUGAUAAAGUGAAACGUGUUGUAUGGGUUAUUAUGCACUCUUCUUUGUGUGAACAGGAAGAAAAUGCGCUGGAAAUUUAAGUAAAGUUUAUAACAUACUCGUAGUAGCAUGAUUUACUGAUAGAAGCAAAAACGGUGUAACCCCACACUGUCUAUGUAUCAUACCUCUCAUGCAUUACGCGUUAUUCCUCUAUACUAUUCUUGUGUAUGUCCAUUAUUUAAUAUCUUUGCCGCAUAUGUUUGUUAACACGUUGGCUAGAAUUCAUAAAUAAAAUUUGGCCAUUUUUA
This is a messenger RNA of Dreissena polymorpha, 6185 nucleotides long. Its product is annotated as AN1-type zinc finger protein 6-like. The coding region runs from base 257 to 877 and encodes 206 amino acids. The transcript is spliced from 5 exons. The record is from RefSeq and is a predicted model, not a curated record. NCBI's taxonomy places the organism in Eukaryota, Metazoa, Mollusca, Bivalvia, Myida, Dreissenidae. Gene Ontology annotation, molecular function: zinc ion binding; DNA binding.